This is a messenger RNA of Grus americana (Whooping crane), 5001 nucleotides long. It is a transcript of the gene CENPK, whose product is annotated as centromere protein K. The record is from RefSeq and is a predicted model, not a curated record. NCBI's taxonomy places the organism in Eukaryota, Metazoa, Chordata, Aves, Gruiformes, Gruidae. Gene Ontology annotation, biological process: kinetochore assembly; mitotic sister chromatid segregation. The coding region runs from base 147 to 950 and encodes 267 amino acids. The transcript has 10 exons. Gene Ontology annotation, cellular component: nucleus.
AUCACCUCUCUGCGACACUUCCCGUCCCCAACAGCACCCGGUGCCGGUCGCAUUAGAAGUGACGCCACGGGACGCAGCCACUGAACGCGGAGCGCGCGCAAAGGAGGACGCGGGUCGGGCAGAGCCGAGCGCAGCGCGGAGCCGCCAUGGCUGAACAUUCAUCAGAAAUCACCAAUGACCCCAUUAAUCCUGCAGAUGCCAAGGAAGAACUCUUGGAUGAAUGUGAGAGUAUUUGGAAGCAGAUGGAAGAGUGUCAGAGCAAGCUAAAGCUUCUAGGAGGAGAAGCACUGCUAAAAUCGAAUGCCAAGCAUUCCUUGUCAAUGAUGCGAGUGAAAGCUUUAGCAGCGGAACGUUAUCAAUGGCAAAAAAGAAUUCCUGAAAUAAUUUCUGCCCAUCCAGAUGUACUGUUAGCAUUAGGAAAAGAAGAGUUGCAGAAAGUAAAAAGUGAUCUUGAAAUGGUGCUGACAACACUUCAGUUAAAGAAUAAAAAUCUGGAAGAAGAUCUGAAAAGAGAGCAGCAGUGGCACAAGGAACAGGAGCAGAUGCUAGAUACUCUUAAUGAAAUUGAAGAGGAAAAAACUCAAGGUGAACAAUUUUGCAAUAAAAGAGCAUGUUAUGAACUGCACAGUAAAUUGUUGAAGCUAAAGUUAUAUAAGGAAGAACUCUUGAAUGCUCUGGGUGAAUUCCUAGAAGAACAUUUUCCCCUUCCAGAGAAACAUGGAAUUGCUGAAAAGAAGAAUUCUUCUGAAAAGCCAGCUGUGGAACUGGUAACGCUGCAUGAAAUUUUAGAGACUCUUAUAAACAAAUUAAUGAGCACACCACAUGAACCCUAUGUAACAAUCACUGACUCGUUUUGGCCACCUUAUGUUGAGCUGCUGCUGCGAUACGGAAUUGCCAUGAGACAUCCAGAAGAUCCAGGCAGAAUGCGCCUAGAAGCCUUUCACAUGUAGCCUGACCUACAUGUUUAUUUUAAAACAAGAUAAAGCACCAGUACUCUUACUUGGGGGCUAAAACAUAUUUUAUGAUGAGGGUUUUUUUGCAAUCUCUUCUUAAUGGAUGAUUUUAUUUUUAUUAUUUUUAAUAAAAUGUGUAUUUAGUCAGGGUAUGCAAUAUGAACAAAGACAAAAAAUUCUACUUUUAACUGCUUGUAGUUACAGUAAGCUUUCAGUUUUAUGGCAAGUGAUGCCAAGAUUUGCAUUGUGGAGGGUUUUUAGCUGUUUUAAUUAGAUGCAAAUUCAGAUAAUAGACAAAGUAAAGAUGUUUAACAGUCCUUUUUAAUUUAAAAAUCAUGCUUUAUACAUGACUUUUCUCUUUUGUGUUCAUUUCUUAGAUUGCUCUAAUUCUUUUCGAUUUCGUUUAGUAUUUUGUUGUACUCCGUAGAGGCAAAAUUUGAAGUAACUCAGCUCCUCCUGUACAUGGCCAUGCAAACAUUUGGAACUAACAGUGAAGUAUCAUCUCAAGAAUGUGGGGGGUUUUGUUCCAGGGCCUUUGCAAACAAAUUUAUUGGCUUUAAGAUAAACACAUAGGAAAGCUGACAGAUCCGUGGCGGAGCGCUCCAGCACAGUGCACAGGGGUUUCCUAAACCAGGGGAACAUCGGGGGGAGCUCAGACACCCCCCAGGAGCCUGUGUGACAGCAGCUGACGAGACCCGGAUGGGGCCAGGAGCAAUGGCGGCCAAGCCCCCCCUCCAUGUAUAAAAAGCAAGUGACAUGGGCAUGGCAUAGCAGUUUGCAUGGGAGGGCGCACAGGGAGCACACUGAAUCUCUGCCAGCUUGACCGGGGAGCAAUGGUAUCCACCCAGUAGGAAGCCAUGGCCUCUCUAAACUCUGCUCUGCACCCACUGCAACUGACGCAGCUUCCCAGACAGAGCACUGGUGGGAACACACAGCCACCCAGGUGUCAGGCUGCAGAGUGUGCCCUGCUCUUACACCACAACAGGACAGCAGUAGUGAGCACCCCUGUGGGAGGUGUGUCCAGGUGGAGAAACUCCUUUGCUUAGUGACAGAGUGUACUGGGUUUGCAUGGCAAGGUUUUGGUAGUGGGGGAGCAACCGGUCGUUUCUGUGAGAAGCUGCCAGAGGUUUCCCCCAUGUCCAACAGAGCCAAUGCCAGCCGGCUCCAAGAUGGACCUGCUGCUGGCCAAGGCCAAGCCCAUCAGCCAUGGUGGUAGUGCCUCUGGGGUAACGUGUUUAAGAAGAAAAGAAAAGGAGCAGCAGCUUUUGCAGCCAGAGAGAAGAGUAAGAAGAUGCGAGAAACUUUGCAGACACCAAGGUCAGUGAAGAAGGAGGGGGAGGAGGUGCUGCAGGUGCCGGAGCAGAGAUCCCCCUGCAGCCUGUGGUGAAGAUGGUGAGGCAGGCUCUCCCUCUACAGCCCAUGGAGGAUGAUGGUGGAGCAAAUACAGUGGACAGACCCCAGGCUGGAGCAGGGGCAGUGUGAGGAGUCCUCCCCUUGAGGAGGAAGGAGCGGCAGAGACACCAUGUGAUGAACUGACCACAACCCCCAUUCCCCGUCCCCCAGUGCCGCUGGGGGGGAGGAGAGAAAUGGGGAGUGAAGUUGAACCUGGGAAGAAGGGAGGGGUGGAGAGAGGUGGUUUAAGAUUUGGUUUUAUUUCUCAUUAUCCUACUCUGAUUUGCUUGGUAAUAAAUUAGAUGAAUUUUUCUAAGUUCAUUCUGUUUUGCCCCUGACAGUAACUGGUGAGUGAUCUCUCCCUGCCCUUAUCUCGACCCAGGAGCCUUUCGUUGUAUUUUCUCUCCCCUGCCCAGCUGAGGAAGGCAGUGACAGAGCACCUUUGGGGGGCAUCUGGCUUCCAGCCUGGGUCGACCCACCACACAGAGCUCCAGCAGGAUGUGAGUAGGUUGAGAAGUAUCAGGGAGGGCAAGAGAGAGGUUACUGGAACCACACCCUACCUUUGAUGGCAAGGCCCGACAGGCAGGCAGGACUCAUAACAGGGAGGAUGCCCUGUCCUUUCUCCACUUGGCAGAAUGUGGUGGCUUAAAGGAUAUUGGGCAAUGAUGGCAAGUGUCUGCCUGGCACAGCAAGACCGUCUCCUCUGUGACUACCCAACCUUCCCAGGUGCCUUUGCAUAAUAGGUACAAGGCUCUCCAAGUGGAACCAAACAAUAACGAGGACGAUGGUUCAUCUAGGUUGGAUGUGUUGCUAAGGUUAAGUCGGCCUACACCCUGCAUCAAAACCACUUCCAUAAAUUAGAAAAGACGGGUCAUUGUCAUAGGAGACUUCUGAAGGGAACAGAAGGCCCGAUAUGCAGACUGGACCCAGUUCUUAGGGAAGUCUGUUGCCUCCCUGGGGCCUGGGCUAAAGAUGUGAAGAGAAAGCUUCCAACCCUUGUAUGGCCCUCAGGUUACCCUCCAUUAUUGAUUUGUCAUGUAGGCAGCGCUGAAGUUGCAAUAAGAAGUCCAAGGGAAAUCAAGAGAGACUUCAGGACCUUGGGAUGACUGGUCCCAAGGAGCACAAGUAGUGUUCUCCUCUACCCUUCCAGUUGCAGGGAAUGAUGAGGGGAAAAAUGAGAAGAGCCAGCAGAUCAAUACCUGGCUCUGAGAUUGGUGUCAAUGGUGGAAUUUUGGGGUUUUUGAUCCUGGGUCCAUUUAUAUAGCACCAGGCCUGCUGGUGACAGAUGGGGUACACGUGCCUCAAAGAGGGAAAGGGAUCUUUGGACAGGAGUUAGCAAGGGUCAUUGAAAGAGCUUUGAACUAGAUUUGAAGGGGGAAAGGGAUAAAACUAGGCUGCUAGAGAUAAGCCUGGGGGCAGCAUGCCACUGCUUAAGGGACAGUGUGCUAGUGAGGUCCUUUCAGUCUGCCAUCUCAGUGGAGGCAGGAGAUGGAGAGCCAUGUGACAGCAAAGACACAGGUUAUUGGUGGGUUAGAAACCACAGAAGUGCCUGAGAAUGGUUGCAUAGGAACUGGAGUUUCUCCUCUGCAGAAAAAGGUGGCAGGAUCAGUAGCCCAAGUGAAGUGCAUCUACACCAAUGCAUGCAGCAUGGGCAACAAACAGGAGGAGCUGGAAGCCGUUGUGCAGCAGGAAAACUAUGAUGUAGUUGCCAUCAUGGAAACAUGGUGGGAUGAUUCACACAACUGGAGUGCUGCAAUGGAUGGCUACAAACUCUUCAGAAGAGAUAGACAAGGAAGGAGAGGUGGUGGGGUGGCUCUGUAUGUUAAGGAGUGUUUUGAUUGUUUAGAGCUUAAUGAUGGUCACGACAGGGUUUGGUGUCUAUGGGUAAGAAUCAGGUUGUUCACAAACAGAGAAGAACUUGUGGGUGAUGUGACAGUUGGAGGCUGUCUUGAGCACAGCAAUCAUGAAAUGGUAGAGUUUUUGAUUCUUGGAGAAGUAAGGAGGAGGGUCAGCAGAACUGCUACCUUGGACUUCCAAAGGGCAGACUUUUGCCUGUUUAGGAGCCUGUUUGGCAGAGUCCCUUGAGAGACAGUCCUGAAGGGCAAGGGAGUCCAGGAGGGCUGAACACUCUUCAAGAAGGAAAUCUUACAGGCACAGGAGAAGGCUGUGCCCAUGCGCUGAAAGAUGAGUCAGAGGGGAAGAAGACCAGCCUGGCUGAAUAGAGAACUUUGGCUGAAACUCGGCGAAAAAAAGGAGAGUUUAUGGCCUUUGAAGAAAGGGGCAGGCAACUCAGGAGGACAACAAAGAUGUCAUUAAGCUAUACAGGGAGAAAAUUAGAAGGGCCAAAGCCCAACUAGAACCUUAAAAGACUAAAAAAUGGCAAAACAAAAAAAGAAUAAUAAUUUUUUGUAACCCUAAACAUGACCUGGAACACAUAGCAAUAGGAGCAUGCUGGUUUGAACAUCGCAAGGGUAUUCAAAAUCCUCAAAAGCUGCUGUGACCAGCCUGAAGAAAAAGGGGAGGUGAAAGAGCAGGAUAAAGUAUUCCCCCCAUCUUCCCCAUAGAUUGGGUGUGAUUAUUAAUCAAUUCAGAGAUGUCAGCCAAGGUACGAGCAUGACAGCAAUGCCACGUACAAAUAUCAGAUUAACCUCAUGAC